Molecule: messenger RNA, 738 nt
Organism: Penicillium soppii
Lineage: Eukaryota; Fungi; Ascomycota; Eurotiomycetes; Eurotiales; Aspergillaceae
Product: orotate phosphoribosyltransferase
Exons: 1
Coding region: 1-738 (245 amino acids)
Biological process (GO): pyrimidine ribonucleoside biosynthetic process; pyrimidine nucleotide biosynthetic process; 'de novo' pyrimidine nucleobase biosynthetic process
Cellular component (GO): cytoplasm
Molecular function (GO): orotate phosphoribosyltransferase activity
Source: RefSeq, a predicted model, not a curated record
AUGUCUGCUGUUCCCCCUCCCUCUGCCGAUCAGGACUACAAGUCUACUCUUCUCCCUCUCCUCAUCUCCAACAAUGUCCUCUCAUUCGGCUCCUACGUCCUGAAGUCCGGCCGCGAUUCGCCCUACUUCUUUACUUCCUCCCUCUUGCACACUGCACCUUUGCUGCGCGCUGCCUCCGCCGCCUACGCCAGUGUUCUCUCCGCUGAGCCAUUCGUCACCAUCAACGCUGACGGCACCGCUCAGCCCAACUUUGACAUCAUCUUCGGACCCGCAUACAAGGGCAUUCCCAUCUGCGCCUCCGUCACCAACGAGCUCGCUGUGCGGGACUCUCUCUCCGGAAAGGGAACUUGGGAUAACGUCAGCUACUCAUUCAACCGCAAGGAGGCCAAGGCUCAUGGCGAGGGUGGAAACAUUGUCGGCGCCCCUCUGAAGGGCAAGCGUGUUGUGAUCGUGGACGAUGUCAUUACUGCCGGUACUGCGCUCCGUGAGGCAGUCGGCAUCAUCGAGAAGGAGGGCGGUAUCGUUGCCGGUGUCGUUGUCCUGCUGGAUCGGGAGGAGCGUGUCAGCGACACUGAGUCCAAGAGUGCCAUCGGCGUCGCUCAGCGUGAUCUCGGCGGCAAGAUCCCCAUCCGCGCUGUCAUUGGUCUGCACGAUCUGAUUGAGAAGCUUGGUGAUAAGAUUGGUGCUGCUGAGAUCCAGCGUCUCAAGGACUACCGUGAGCGCUACGGUGCGCAGUAG